GCGUCCAUAAAUUUAUACACCGACUGAUUGAUUGUCUAGAACUGGCAUCAUGGGGUGGUUCAAGCGAUUCUCCAGGAAGAAGUCGUCGACGCCCAAGAAAAGCGUAGACCUCCGCGUGCCGCGCAACGACUAUUACUCCCCUGCGACCUACGAAUACCAUGGACCAGACCAGACAACGCGCCUGCCGGAGAAGGUGCUGCGCCGCAUCUUCGAGGAGGUCUGUCCACACUCGACUGAUGACACGCUCGAUGGCAGCGAGGACAGCGGGAACGAUGGCUGCAUGACCUGUGACAUGCGCGACCUGGCACACUGCGCCCUGACUCGACGGUCAUGGUACGGCAUAGCUGCUGGUCUGCUCUACAACAGCAUUCGCAUUGACGCCGUUCACUACUGCGAGCUCGAAGAGAUCUACGCCGACCAGCGAAGGCGCAAGUCGCGCAAUGGCGACGCAGAAGAUAUCCCGACGGUGCGCCUCCAGAUGCUGAGUAACAGCGUGCGCGGCAACCAGCACCUCGGCCAGCGAGUGCGCUUUGUCAAGCUCCCAUAUAUGACACGAGAGUCUUGCAAGGCCGAUCUAGCACGUCUCGUAUCAGGCUGCCCGAACCUCGACUACAUCGACCUCCCAGACGGCUUCUACAACGGCGACCAGUCAUGUCAAUUGCUGCGACAGGAACUCCAAGCACGCUGUCCGCACAUUCAGAAGAUGAAGUACAACGAGGGUGGAGAGCAAUCAGUGGAAUCGCUGCUCCAUGGCUACUGGCAGGAGCUGCGCGUGGUUGAGCUGAACAAGCUGCGCAUCGAACCGAGCAUAUUGAGGCAGGUCUUUGGUAUGCUCCCUCGAUUGAGCGAGCUCACAGUGACAGGCGGUGCUUGGAUGAACGACUCCUUCUUCCACGAUGCACCUGGCCUGCCGCAUUUCCCACCCCUGGAGACACUGAAGCUGGAGAAAGUACACGGUGUGACUGCGCAAGGACUGGUGCAGUACCUCUCGAACCACAUGUGCGCCGCCAGAUUGAAGACACUCAUCAUUAGGAACUGCAACGGAAUCACAGUCGCAGAUCUGCACGCUAUUCUGAGGGCGGCCUCUAAUCUGAGAACACUCGAAUACAACGCAACAAUCACGGCAUCGUUACCAUUGGAUCCUCUGCCCCCUCUGGAGUCGUACACCCUGCGCAAGCUGAACUACGAGAUCAUUGCGAACUCGACGAACCAGAUUUACUCCCCUGGCGCCUCCUACUACCAGUACUUGGCCAAGUCGUUAUUGUCCAACAGCCUUCCUGGACUGCGCCAGCUCUACGUUCAAGACCCCGAAUUCCCUGAGAUCCUCACACUAGCACCGCCGAUCCGUCCAUUCAGCGAAGCACCGCAACCCACAUUCAACCAGCCACUUGAAGUGUUCUCCAAGGGACUUGACGAGCUGGAAUGGAUAUUCACCUCCAUCAUUCCUCCAGAGGCGGGACAACGACGCGCAUCAAUGGUUGGCGGUCGUCCACUCAGCAGCUACUCAGCACACAAAGGCUUGGGACCACAAUGGGGAGGCGAGGCUCGAAAGAGUAUCGUGGUACCCAACGGCUUCGGUGGUUUCUUGGCUAUUCCUGCAGAGAAUGAUGCUCGGCCGAGAAGCGCAGGAAACCCUACAGCAGGUGGCGGUGGUGGCAGUUUUGGUGGCUUUGGCCAUAGCCAUUCGCACUCACUCAGCACGAGCCCCGGCGGCCCUGGAGCGCGAGCGAGCUGGAUGACCCACGCAGGACGCGAUAAGCGUGCCUCAAGGGCCGACCUGUGGCGAUGAGGUGAUACUCCUCGCUGUUCCACAUCUACAGACUUUUGCGUAAGCAUUGCGUUGUUUUGCAUUGGGUUCGAUCGCGAUUCAAGGGUCACAUUGAGUACCAACAUCUCUCAUGUCAUUUUCCUUCGCACUUCACUUCUCAAAUACCCCUUUUCUUCAUCUACCCGACUGUAUCAUAGCAGCAGGCGUUCGGGACUUCAUCGAUCAUGGUUGGUCGCAG
Messenger RNA from Macroventuria anomochaeta, 2006 nucleotides. Its product is annotated as F-box domain-containing protein. Lineage: Eukaryota; Fungi; Ascomycota; Dothideomycetes; Pleosporales; Didymellaceae. The record is from RefSeq and is a predicted model, not a curated record. The transcript has 2 exons. The coding region runs from base 50 to 1789 and encodes 579 amino acids.